AACAAGCACCCACCCAAACAAACCCACAUCUCUCAUUCUUCUCAUCUACCUCCUAAAACAGAGGAACAAGAAUGGAGAAUGAAGAACUGUCGGUUCUGCAAGAACAAGAAGAAGAAGCAGCCGCCGCCGGAGCCGGGGAAAGCAGUGUAACGCACGGAGGGAGGUACGUGGAGUACAACCUUCUGGGAAACAUCUUCCAUGUAUCCUCCAAAUACGUCCCUCCCGUUCAUCCCGUCGGCCGCGGUUCGUAUGGCGUCGUCUGCUGUGCCAGAAAUGCAGAGACGAAUGAGGCGGUGGCGAUUAAGAAGAUCGGAAACGCUUUCGACAACAGUGUUGACGCCAAGAGAACCCUCCGUGAGAUCAAGCUUCUCCGCCAUAUGGAUCACGAAAACAUCAUCAAAAUUAAAGACAUAAUCCCGCCGCCGGAGAAGGACAAGUUCGACGACGUUUACAUCGUCUACGAGCUGAUGGAUACCGACCUUCACCACAUCAUCCGCUCGUCCCAGCUUCUCACCGACGACCAUGCCCAGUACUUUCUGUACCAAUUGCUUAGGGGUUUGAAGUACAUCCACUCAGCAAACGUGCUCCAUCGCGACUUGAAGCCAGGGAACCUGUUGCUGGAUGCGAAUUGCGAUCUGAAGAUAUGUGAUUUCGGGCUGGCGAGGACCACGUCUGAGUCCGAUUUCAUGACGGAGUACGUCGUCACGCGGUGGUACAGGGCGCCGGAGCUCUUGCUCAAUUGCUCCGGCUACACCGCCGCGAUCGACAUUUGGUCCGUCGGUUGCAUUUUCUUGGAGAUUGUUCAAAGAGAGCCGCUUUUUCCUGGCAAGGACUACGUUCAGCAGUUGGGUCUUAUUACCCAGCUACUGGGUUCACCGGAAGAUUCUGAUUUGGGAUUCUUGAGAAGCGACAACGCAAAAAAGUAUGUGAAGCAGUUGCCGCAUUUCCCUAAGCAACCCUUUGUGGAGAAGUUCCCAGAUGUUUCGCCAUUAGCGCUGGAUCUCGCGGAGAAAAUGCUCGUCUUUGAUCCCAGCAAGCGCAUAACUGUGGAGGAAGCGUUGAAUCAUCCAUAUCUGUCGAGUCUCCAUGAGAUCAACGAGGAACCAACCUGUUCAAGUCCGUUCGUCUUCGAUUUCGAGCAGGCUUGUUUGAGUGCGGACGACAUAAAGGAGCUUAUUUAUUUGGAGUCUCUGAAUUUCAUGUCUACCGAAGAAGACGCUAUGGACUUGAGUAAUUGACGCCCUGAAUUUCAUUGUUUCCCGAUUGUUCAUUUCCGGUUUGUGCUCAUUAUUGGUGAUGACAGCAUUGACAGGACUUAAUUUUUGCUGGUUAUUGUUUCGAAAAAGGAAAACAGAGAGAAUGGAUAUCUCUGAAGAGGAGAUGGGAUCUUCUCUUUGAGCAGCUUUCCCACUAAGCUAGGGAAAAUUUUGAUCCUUUUUUGUUUGGUUAUAAAUUUGCUGAUGGCGGGAAUUGAAUCUGCUGGAAGAUUAACCCCUUGUUCUGGAAGGAGAGAAAAGGGAGGGGAGGGAUUUAGAGCCCUUCUAGUGUGCUCUAUAGCACCCAUGCUAUAAAAAAGGUG
Molecule: messenger RNA, 1579 nt
Organism: Linum tenue
Lineage: Eukaryota; Viridiplantae; Streptophyta; Magnoliopsida; Malpighiales; Linaceae
Source: the annotation of a GenBank genome assembly